AUGACAAAUGUGACACUUUGUGAAAGAGACGAUCAGAACGUGUUGGUAAGGGGUCUGCGAGUGGAGGAGGACUGGAAAUACGUAGCCAUGGUUUUGGACCGACUCUUUCUAUGGAUAUUCGCCUUUUCGUGUGUAAUCGGAAGUAUUCUCAUCAUAUUCAGCGCCCCUUCGCUCUACGACCAGACCCUUCCCAUUGAUGUCAAACACACCAAAUUAGCUUAACAUGUGUUUCCCAUCUCUUCUCUCCUCGUUAUCUCAUUUCUAAUAUAUUUUUAUUAAUUAUGACAUAAAUAUAUUGUUUUCCUUUUCUAAUGUAAAUAACAUUUUUAGUUCUUUAAAUCUAGUC
Molecule: messenger RNA, 346 nt
Organism: Medioppia subpectinata
Lineage: Eukaryota; Metazoa; Arthropoda; Arachnida; Sarcoptiformes; Oppiidae
Source: the annotation of a GenBank genome assembly